This is a messenger RNA of Ustilaginoidea virens, 753 nucleotides long. RefSeq lists its product as uncharacterized. Gene Ontology annotation, molecular function: oxidoreductase activity, acting on NAD(P)H, oxygen as acceptor. The transcript is spliced from 4 exons. NCBI's taxonomy places the organism in Eukaryota, Fungi, Ascomycota, Sordariomycetes, Hypocreales, Clavicipitaceae. The record is from RefSeq and is a predicted model, not a curated record. Gene Ontology annotation, cellular component: intracellular anatomical structure. The coding region runs from base 1 to 753 and encodes 250 amino acids.
AUGCCGCACAAGGUCUUCAUCGUCACCGGCGCCAGCAAGGGCCUCGGCGCCGCCGUCGCAAAGCAUCUGCUCGGCCAGUCGCACAAGGUCGUCCUCGCCGCCCGCUCUGCGGCGCCCCUGGCGGCUCUGCAAAAGGCGCACCCGGGCCAAGUCGAGUAUCUGGCGGGCGACAUGACCGACCCGGCGAUGCCGGGGGCGUUGGCUGGCCUGGCGGUCAGCGCCUUUGGCAAGAUUGACGGCUUGGUCAUCAACCACGGAUUGAUCGUCUCGGAGAGAAUCGACAAGAUCAGUCUGCAAACGUUCAAGAACCUCUACGACGUCAACGUCUUUAGCUGCUUGGCCAUGGCACAAGCCGCACUAGGGGAGCUUCGCAAAAGCAAAGGCUGCAUCGUCUGGGUUUCAUCCGGUGCGGCGCAAAAGCCGUACGCGGGAUGGAGCGCUUACGGGUCAUCAAAGGCUGUGCUGAAUUCCUUAUCUUCACACCUUGCGGUGGAGGAAAGGGACAUCACCAGCAUCACAGUGUCACCAGGCAGGAUUGAUACCGACAUGCAAGCCGAGGUCCGAUCCGGCGGCAUGGAAGCCAUGGACGAGGCACAGUACAAAUCGUUUGUGGAUGCUUUCCAGCAAGGCAAGCUGCUCAAGCCUGAACAGCCCGGCAGUGUCAUUGCCAGGUUCGUGGCCAGCCCCCAGCGGGAUCUAAGCGGUAAAAAUCUCACUUGGAACUCGCCGGAAAUGGCCCCCUACCACGAUUGA